Molecule: messenger RNA, 3795 nt
Organism: Trachemys scripta elegans
Lineage: Eukaryota; Metazoa; Chordata; Testudines; Emydidae
Gene: SLC12A8
Product: solute carrier family 12 member 8
Exons: 12
Coding region: 431-2587 (718 amino acids)
Biological process (GO): chloride transmembrane transport; chloride ion homeostasis; cell volume homeostasis
Cellular component (GO): membrane
Molecular function (GO): potassium:chloride symporter activity
Source: RefSeq, a predicted model, not a curated record
GAGGUUUCCAAUCCUCUCUGCACUGGCAUUGGGUCCUGGAUGAGUUUUCAGGGGAAGUGACUGAGAUUCAGAGAUCAGCGAGAUAUACUAGCUGGGGAAGUUCAGCAGGAACAUAAAGAGAUUCUCUUGACCCUGGAAAAGAGAUUUCUGCAGCAUGAAGAACAAGCAUAAGAUGGUGAGAACAGGACUCACAGGAGAAGCAUUUGAUGCCGGGACUCCCUGAAGGCACUGAACAGUCUCUAAUUCUAUUUCACUUUUGGAAUUCUGACUUGAAUAGAAAAGCCCACCAAACGUGGCAAGCUUCAAACUGAAGGCACACAAGGUAUGCUGUCUCUUAAAGCUGGUGGGAGGCCAUGGGCUAUAUGUGGCCUGGUUCUAUGGCUAUCAAGACACACAAGCUGACUUACCUGCUGCAGUCACCAAAGGCUCCAUGACACAUGGUGGCAAGAGCAUUACAUGUUUCUGGGAAGAAUUGGGUUUCCUUGUAAGCCUGUGGACUGAGGGGUUCUUGGAUUCUAAUACAGAUGACCUGCUCGCCCAUUCGCCAUUUCAUAACACAGCUACGGCGGUUGGAUACAUGGAAAAGGGAUUUAAGGGAAACACUGGCAUUUUAAUGGGCAUGUUUCUGGUGUCCUUUGUUGUCGUGGUUGCCCUGGUAACUGUCUUAUCUGGAAUUGGGGUCUGUGAGCGGUGCAGCAUCGGAAGUGGAGGAGUCUAUUCCAUGAUUUCUACUGUCCUCGGUGGUCAAGUUGGAGGGACCAUUGGCCUCCUUUAUAUUUUUGGUCAGUGUGUUGCAGGUGCUAUGUACAUCACCGGGUUUGCGGAAUCCAUCUCCGACUUACUGGGUUUCAGUAGCACUUGGGCAGUUAGAGGCAUUUCACUGGCAGUCUUACUAGGUCUGCUUGGAAUUAACCUGGCUGGUGUUAAAUGGAUAAUCCGUCUCCAACUGUUACUGCUCUUCCUGCUGGCUGUUUCUACGCUGGACUUUGUCAUUGGAUCAUUCACGCACCUAGAUCCAGAACAUGGCUUUGUGGGAUAUUCGAAAGAACUUAUGUUUAACAACACGCUACCAGACUACAGUACGGGGGAGUCCUUCUUCACUGUUUUUGGAGUGUUUUUCCCAGCUGCUACAGGUGUGAUGGCUGGGUUUAAUAUGAGUGGAGAUCUCCAGAAGCCUGCGGCCAGCAUCCCACUCGGGUCUCUGGCAGCUAUCGGCAUUUCGUGGUUUCUAUAUAUAGUCUUUGUUUUCUUGCUGGGAGCCAUUUGUACCCGGGAAUCGCUCCGCUAUGACUUUAUGAUAGCAGAAAAGGUAUCCUUGGUGGGUUUCUUGUUUUUAUUAGGAUUGUACAUUUCCUCCUUAGCUUCCUGCAUGGGAGGUUUGUAUGGAGCACCCCGAAUCCUUCAGUGCAUUGCCCAGGAAAAAGUGAUACCGACCCUUUCCUUUCUUGGACAUGGGAAAGGGCGUAACAAGACCCCAGUGGCUGCGAUUUGCUUAACGAGUCUCAUCACCAUGGCUUUCGUCUUCGUUGGCCAAGUGAACAUCCUUGCUCCUAUAGUCACCAUAAACUUCAUGCUGACAUACAUUGCUGUGGACUACUCUUAUUUCUCAGUCUCUAUGAGUUAUAUCCUACAGCAGAAACCCAAAAGGACACAGAGGGAGGAAUCUAGGGUUGUCAACUCUUCCCAGCCUUUAACCUUUGAGAAAACUUCCCGUUAUGGAUCAGAUGGAAUAAUUCAAAGCAGAUCAGAUGGCACCUUGUUAGAAUUCACAAAAGAUAUGGACCAGCUUUUUAAGCCUCUUAAUAAAGAUCCAGGGACUCAUAAAGAGAAAGAAGAGAGAGACAAGAAUUUAAACCAAAAGGUCAAACAGAGAAAGAUAAAGAAGCCAGCCAAGCAAACAUUACAAGACAGCUUUCUCUUGGAUCUUGAUCAGAAUAUUGCCCACGCCCCUUACUGUGGCACCAAAACAUCAGAGCCUAGUGAUGAAAGUCUGCAGAGUUUUGCUGAACAGAGUCAUCAGAGUGAAAGAAAUCUGUGUUUAUCAUCAGCUGUGGACACUGAGCAAAAACGUGACCAUGAGCUAAUGGAAUAUGGAGAACAACUUUUUAAUGAGCUGCAGAAUCCUCCCAAUCAGAAAGUGGAAGAUACAAAUGUAAAGCAACAAAAUCAAGAACUAGAAAUUCAGAGAAUGCCAGUUUCCUUCUACGCCAGAUUCUGCAAUCACUGGGUUUCCCUUGUUGGUGCAAUCGGAUCGCUUGUAAUCAUGUUUGUCAUUCAAUGGAUCUACACUCUCAUUAAUUUGAGUGUAGCAAUUAUUCUGUAUUUCUACAUUGGCCAAAUAAGUCCUGGACUACCCCCUGGGGCAGCAGCUAACUUCAGUUUUCUCAGCUGGAUUAAGUUAGGUUUGGUCAGCUCAUGCAGGAGAAGGCCAUCCCCAGAGGAGCAGAUUGUUGUUACACCAUCCUUUGCAACAGUUGGCAUGGAGACCACUCAGCUCACUGAAGAGAAUGCAGAUUUUGCCUCUCGAGACCGCUACCACCAUUCCUCUAUUAUCAGAAGAGAAGAAUUUGUCAAUCAGUUUCAGUAAAAAACAAAAACGGAUCCGGCUGUGCACUCCAGCAGUCGCUUAACACUAAUCGCUGUUGUGGCACCUGGUAAAAAUACUUGAAUAAUGUGACUAUAUUUUUUUAAUGCUUCCACUGUUUGGGGUUGUGUCUUUUUAUUUUAUUUUUUUACAAAGGACAAAGUUUGCAAUUUUAACUAGGAUUCCAUGUGAUCUUUUGGUUAGAGCAGCAAGCCGAGAACUAGGACUCUUGGGUUCUGUUCUCAGCCCUGCCACUGAUUUGGUGCAAACUUAGUCUAGUCACUUUUCCUCUUUAUGCCCCAGUUUUCCUGCCUGUAAAAUAAUAAUUUUCUACCUCACAGGGGUGAUGUGAGUUUUAAUUAAUUGGUGCUCAUAAAGUGCUUUAAGGCAUUUAGAUGAAAGGCCGAAAUGGUGAAGGCGAGAGGAUUAUGAAGUGUGUUCAAAAUUGGAAUCAAAUCCGUUCAUUUAAAUUUAUGAACUCUUCUGUAUCACGAUAAACUCUUCUGUAUCGUCAUACUGUGAAAUUAUGCUUUAUCAGCACUAAAUAGCUAUUUUCAACAUCACUUCAGAAAUGUGGAUUGGGAGAGGCUGAAUCUUGAAACAUAGGCAAUAAUCUGGGGACCCUCUUUCUGAAGGUCUACAGUGUUUCCAAAUACAACAUGUCCCAGUUAAAAUAAUAAUUUAUAUAAAUGAAUAAAAAGUACCUAUUAGGAUAUAUGUGGCCACACCCUUACUUCAAUCAGAAGAAGAAAUGUAUCACUUGUAUUUAGUCCUUCAGAUAGGAAACAAUGCAGGCAAAGCUCCUGGGGAGGUCUGAAAUGAAGGAGCAGGCCUCAGGAGUAUGUAGUAAAAUAGUAGUGAGCACUGCAAAAUAAGUCUGGGCAUUUAAAAUGUAUUAAAAAAGGGAGUGAUAAUUAAUUUCCUUUAAUCUUUGAGUCUUUCAAUUUUUUAGUGUUCAGUGCGAUAAUAACCAGAUCUCUGCAUCUGCUACAGAAAAAGCUCGGAAUUCCUGCUAGCUUUGGGACCAAUGCUACUAGAAGGGGCUGAAGGCCCUUGACUCCCUCUGUACUUGGUGGGAGCUGAAGGUAUUCACCAGCACCUCACAGGGUCAGCCACUUUGAGCGCUGUUUCUACCAUGUGAUAUUUUCCUGCAGGUGGAAGGAAACCAGCUUUACCAAUGAAAUCAUGAAUAAAGUAAUUCUGGGAUGCUA